GUCUGUCUCAGUCUUCGCCAGGUGAUCAGAGUCUUUAUGGGGUCAGUAUGGGGAAUCCAUUAAACUUUUCUCAGGCUCUGCAUUUUUGUGUUUUAUUUAGCAUUCUUUUCAUUGCACUGUCAGGUUUUAGUCAUUCUGUGGAAAAAAGAAACAUUUUGAGGACAGAAGAAAGAGCAGAGAAAAGAGAUAGUACUUUAAUAGAGAAAAGUGAUGAUCUGCAGAUGGAGGAAACGAGUGCUUUUCAAUCUGCUUCAACUCAGUGCGUGAAAGCAGGAGACAAUGAGCCUCUCGCCUUGCAGAUGGACGGGGACGUUGUCAUAGGGGGGUUUUUCCCUUUGCACUAUCUGGCCUCUGAGCUUCAGCACAGCUACCAAAGCAAACCCCAGGUCACACCUUGCAGCGGAUUUGAUCACAGAGCCUUCCGCUGGAUGAUGACGAUGGCGUUUGCCGUGGAGGAAAUAAACAACAAGUCCAGCCUCCUGCCUGGCGUCAAGCUCGGCUACCGCAUCUUGGACAGCUGUGACAACGUCCACAGCAGCCUGCAGGCUCUUUUCUCCUUAGUCACUUUCUCAGAGUCUGCGGCUGGUGGCGAGCAAAUGUUGGGAAUGAAAAACACGAUAAACCUGACAGGCGAAGAGGCGCAAACGUUAUUAACGACUCGGGAUGAUGAAACUCCCAGCUGUCUGUCUGGCUCUCCCAUCCCCGCCGUCAUUGGUCUCGCAUCGUCGUCCCCAACAAGGGCUGUAGCUCAAGUUCUUGGCUCUUUCAACAUCCCGCUGGUGAGUUAUUUUGCCACUUGCACCUGCCUCAACGACAAGCACGUGUAUCCGUCAUUUUUGCGGACUGUGCCGAGCGACCUUUUCCAAGUCGCAGGUCUGGUGCAGCUGGUCACAUUCUUAGGAUGGCAGUGGGUGGGCACCAUAGGGACGACCGAUGACUACAGUCAGUAUGGCAUACAGGAGUUCUCCAGUCACUUCAGACACAGCGGCGGCUGCGUGGCUUUCCACCUGACUAUUCCAAAAUCACCGACAGCGGCUGAGAUUCAGGACAUGGCGGACAUGCUGCAGAUCUCCACCGCAGACGUGGUGGUGGUUUUUGCGGCCGAGGGACAACUUUUGGAUUUGUUCCUGGAACUUUCUCGUAGAAAUGUAACAGGGAUCCAGUGGGUGGCCAGUGAAGCCUGGGUGACGGCCGGCCUUCUGACGUUUCCGGACUUCCACGGCCUUUUAGAGGGAACGCUCGGCUUCUCUUUCCCGGGAGUCAAUAUCCCUGGGUUGAAAGAGUUCCUCCUUAAUGUCCGUCCGUCUCCGGAGCUGGGAAUGGAGUUCAUCAACAUGUUCUGGGAGGAGCAGUUUGGAUGUCAGCUCCAGUUCGAUCUACUGAAUCUGGAUCACAGAUUCAAUCUGGACUCUCAAAAUACGUCUGUUGUGACAAAGAAAAAGGAAUCCAGCGAACGUAUAAAUGCUGAUCCGAAGCCUGUAUGUACAGGCUCGGAAGACCUGAGCCUCACGUCAAGCAGCUACACUGACGUAUCUCGGGUCAGAAUAUCCUACAAUGUGUAUAAGGCCGUGUUUGCCAUCGCCCACGCUCUCCACAACUUACUUAACUGUGACUCUGCAGGAAUAAAUGAGGGUAUGUGUGACAAAAACACAGAAUUCACUGCAGGACAGCUGCUGGACCAUCUGAAGAAGGGAAAUUUCACAAAUCAGUUUCAGGAGAGAGUUUACUUUGACACAAACGGAGAGCCGGUCCCUUUAUAUGACAUCAUUAACUGGCAGAAGGACAGCAAGGGGAAAAUCAGAUUUGUUAAAGUAGGAGGCUAUGAUGGUUCAGCUCCACUGGGGCAACAGCUGAAGAUAAAUGGCAGCAUUAUUGUAUGGACAGGAGGCCAGUCGCAGGUGCCCGUGUCUCGGUGCAGCGCUCCGUGUCGCCCCGGCAGCCGACAGGCCAGACGUCCAGGGAAACCUCCGUGCUGCUUUGACUGCCUGCCUUGUGCGGAUGGAGAGAUCAGCAACCAGACAGGCUCCACCGAGUGCACUAAAUGCCCAGAGUCCUACUGGUCCGACAAAGACAAGGUGAAAUGCGUCGCAGGCGUUGAAGAGUUCCUGUCUUACAGCGAGACCAUGGGCAUCGUCCUGGUUCUGCUGACCUUGCUCGGCGUCGUCCUGACAGCCAUCAUUACUGUGAUCUUCCAUCGUUUUCGCACCACGCCCAUCGUUAAGGCCAACAACUCCGAAAUAAGUUUCUUGCUUCUUCUGUCGCUGAAGCUCUGCUUCCUCUGUUCCCUGGUGUUCAUUGGCCAACCCUCGGUGUGGACGUGCAUGCUACGCCAGGCGGCGUUUGGGAUUAGCUUCGUCAUCUGCCUGUCCUGUCUCCUGGUCAAGACUGUUGUCGUUCUUUUGGCCUUUCGGGCCAACAUGCCGAGCUCCGGGGGUCUGAAACUGUUUGGUCCAACCCAACAGAGGACUAUGAUCUUCUGCACGACGACUCCUCAGAUUUGUCUGUGUGUUGGCUGGCUCUUGGGUGCACCUCCAUUCCCUAUCAAGAAUCCCACAUAUCAAGCUUCAUAUGGAAAAAUUGUUUUGGAGUGUAAGGAGCCGUGGCCUCUUGGGUUUUACCUGCUGCUGAGCUACAUCGGCCUGCUCGCGUUUGUGUGCCUCCUGCUGGCGUUCCUCGGACGGAAGCUGCCGGAUACCUUCAACGAAGCCAAGCUCAUCACCUUCAGCAUGCUGAUUUUCUGGGCGGUGUGGAUCUGUUUCAUCCCAGCUUACGUCAGUUCACCCGGAAAGUUCUCGGUAGCAGUGGAGAUAUUUGCAAUACUGGCUUCCAGUUUUGGUCUUUUGUUGUGCAUCUUUGUACCCAAAUGUUACAUAAUUCUUCUUCAUCCUGAAAGGAACAUUAGAAAAGGUAUGACUGGAAAAUAUAGAUAAAUCCAUAUGCCUUUUUCUUUUCUUAAUCAAGUAAACACAAUUUAUUUUUUCGUUGUUGCUAUCCCUAUUAAAAUGCCUUUUUAAUGUAAGGAGUUGUAUGCAAAUCUUAUUUGGAUCAGAAUAAAAAUAAGACAUCUGUUUCAAU
This is a messenger RNA of Poecilia latipinna (sailfin molly), 3075 nucleotides long. It is a transcript of the gene olfcu1, whose product is annotated as olfactory receptor C family, u1. The transcript has 11 exons. The coding region runs from base 48 to 2930 and encodes 960 amino acids. Gene Ontology annotation, cellular component: plasma membrane. Gene Ontology annotation, biological process: G protein-coupled receptor signaling pathway. The record is from RefSeq and is a predicted model, not a curated record. Gene Ontology annotation, molecular function: G protein-coupled receptor activity. Lineage: Eukaryota; Metazoa; Chordata; Actinopteri; Cyprinodontiformes; Poeciliidae.